Messenger RNA from Styela clava, 3236 nucleotides. Lineage: Eukaryota; Metazoa; Chordata; Ascidiacea; Stolidobranchia; Styelidae. The record is from RefSeq and is a predicted model, not a curated record.
AUGACGGCUAUUGGAAUUGAUCUUGGGACAACAUAUUCAUGUGUCGCUGUUCUCAGAAAUGGGAAAAUUGAAAUUGUUCCGAACAACGAAGGUGACAGAUUAACACCAUCGUGUGUUUCAUUUUCUGAUACCGAGAUAUUGACCGGGAAGGCGGCAAAAGAUGAAAUACCAUUUAAUUUUGAAAAUACCUUGUUUCAAAUUAAGCGACUUAUCGGCAGAAAGUUUGAUGAUCCCAAUGUACAACAAGAUUCAGAAUUCUGGGGAUUCAAGAUAAUCAACGAAGAUAACAAACCUAAAAUACAGGUGAAAUACAAACACGAAAAGAAAACGUAUUACCCCGAGAAAAUCAGUGCCCUGAUAUUAGAGCAGCUCAAAGAAUCCGCUGAGGCUUACAUGGGUUGCAAGUUCACCGAUGCUGUUAUAACAGUGCCAGCUUAUUUUAAUGAUUCUCAACGUAAGGCUACAAAAGAAGCUGGAAGAAUAGCCGGUCUCAAUGUUCUACAAAUGAUAAAUGAACCAACGGCUGCUGCAAUUGCCUACGGACUAGAUAGAGAGAAAAAAGACGAGCGUCAUGUUUUGAUUUUCGAUCUCGGUGGCGGAACAUUCGACGUGACACUGAUUACAAUAAAAGAUCGAGUGUUUGAUGUCAAAGCAACAGGAGGAGAUACCCACUUGGGAGGGGAGGAUUUUGUCGACAGAAUGGUGACACACUUCGUUGAAGAAUUCAAUACACAAAAUAAAGUUGAUAUAUCAGAAAACAAGAGAGCGAUGAGCCGACUUAGAAUCCAAUGUGAAGCAGCAAAACAAAAGUUAUCCGUAUCUAUGAUAGCAAAAGUUCAAGUCUAUGGCUUUCACGACGGGAAAGAUUACAAAACAACUAUUAGUAGAGCUAAAUUUGAAGAAUUGAACUACGACUACUUUGAGCGAAUACUCCAAACAGUAGAUACUACACUAUCUGACGCAAAUUUCAACAAAGAAAGGGUUGACGAAGUCGUAUUAGUGGGUGGAUCAACUCGAAUCCCCAAACUGCGUAAAAUGAUCCAAGAGUAUUUCAACGGCAAAGAAUUGUAUAAAACCAUAAAUCCGGAUGAAGCUGUGGCACAUGGGGCUGCAGCACUUGCAGUUGAUCUCAGUACUGGUGCAUCUGCAAAAGUAUACCAAGGCGAAAGAACGUCUACCAGACACAACAAACACCUGGGCUCCUUCAGUUUAUCGGGAAUUUGUCCUGCCCCACGACGAGUACCCCGCAUAGAUGUAUGCUUUGAUAUUGAUUCCAGUGGAAUUUUGACUGUAACAGCAAAAGAUAAUAUUACUGGAAACAAAAACAAUUUACAACUUGAAUCCGCCCAAUUAAAACUUACUGUGGAAGAAAUAGAUCGCAUGGUACAGGAGGCUGAAAUAUAUAGAUUGGAGGAUAUUGAAUUCAGAAACCUCGCAGAAAUGAGAGAAAAGUUGGAAACUUUGGUUUUCAACACAGAGGAAUCUGCGAUAUCUCUGGAUUCACAAGGAGAACUGAACAAGGAAGAAAAAAAAAUAUUGUUGCAAAAUUGUAAAUCUGUUUUUGAUUGGCUCAGCAGAAACAAGAAUGCUUCAAAAGAAACUCUAUUCCACCAACAAAUUAAAUUUCAGAAUUGCUGCCACCCAAUAUUCAUACGAAUAUGUAGAGAAAAACAGACAAAACAUUUUGAACAGCAGAAGAAAGAAGAGGAACGAAAACCAUGCCAGAAAGCUCUGGAGGAUUUAAUACGUUCUAUCCAUAUUGCUGAGAGCAAAGCCAAGCUUCCGCAUUUCAAGAGAAUAACCGAGGAAAAAUUUCAUCUGCUUCAUUAUUGUCAAAGACUGAAAAAAUGGGCGGAAAGCAACCAGAACGCAAAGGAAAAGGAUAUUUAUGACAACUUGAAGAAAUUUCGAGAAUGGAGUGAAGGAAUGUUUGAGAAAAUGGAAGAAGCCGCAAAGACAGAAAAUCAAAAAGAACUUCAACUGAUUUCCGAAUCAAAACAAAAACUUGAGAAAUGUCUAGGCAAAAUAAUUCAAGCUGUAACUGAUCCGAAAUACGCAGACAACCUUAGCAAUGCGGAAGCAGAGGAAAUAAAUUCUUAUUGUGUCGAUGCAUAUGCAUUGCUCGACAAAUCGAAUCCGAGUCAAAAAGAGAUGGAUGAAAGAAGAAAAUUACUUGAACAAAACUGCUAUUCAAUUUUUGUUCAAAUAGAUAGCAAGGUACAAACAGAGAUAAAACUUGAAAAAGUUGAUUUAGUUGCACUUGAAAAUUUUAGAAAAAAAGUUUUUGAUGCUACAUAUAAAUUAUUCCGCACAAAUAAAAUAACUUCAAAUCAAGGAAACACUGUCAUUGCAGCAUGCAAUAAAAUAUCAGACCAGAUAAGGAGCGGAGAGAUAAAAACCAGUCAAGACUAUGAAAAGUAUUAUGGUAUCCUUUCCGAAGUUUAUCAACCUAUAAAGGAGUUGGAAAAACGACAAAAUAUGAACAGUGAGAGUAAAAGACAAAGACAUCCUUGCGAGAAUAAAAAGGUGACGUCAGAACGAACAAUCAACAGAAAAAAACGAGAAUAUGAUUCAUCGUCCCUAGACGUGACCGCAAAUAUUGUAAGAUAUGGAGCUAACUCGCAGGUGUCGUCUGACCGAACAAGCCACAGAGAAAAACGAGAAUAUGAUUCAUCGCGUCGAGAGGUGGCCGUAAAUAGAGAGUCGUCAGAACGAAAAAGCUACAUUCAAAAACAAGAAUAUUAUUUGUCGACCCUAGAUGUUACCGGAAAUAGCGUAAAAUAUGGAGCUAACACACAGUCGCGAAACAAACUACACGGGGAAGAAUAUCAUUCACAUGAUCAACGAAACGAAAGAUCAACGAAAGAUCAACGAAUGAAAACACAAAGGGAGUUUCGAACCAUUGACGAAACAAGUAGACCGAUUUCAAAAAGCCUUCAUUCUCCAAAUUAUAGAACCGGAAAACAGACAUCAAUUACAGAGGCCAAAGCUCAUCUUUUAUCCUUUGCGAACGAAAUUAAAACGGAAUUAAACGGUGAUGCGAGCAUAGGAAUUUUGCUUUCGCCUUCAGAUCGAAAUCGAUUGUAUGGAAAUUGCGCUGAAGUUAUAUCCUGGCUAAAUGAAACUAAGAAUGUAUCAUUAGAAGAAAUAGAAAGAAAGAGACAUCAGCUGCGAGCCAAAUAUCGAGCUAGUGGUUUGGGUAGUAGCAGACAGGUACUGUCUAGCUGGCUAUAACU